Prunus armeniaca (apricot) is the source of this 294-nucleotide messenger RNA. Lineage: Eukaryota; Viridiplantae; Streptophyta; Magnoliopsida; Rosales; Rosaceae. The record is from the annotation of a GenBank genome assembly.
AUGUGUUUUCACAAGAAUGGGUUUCCGAAGCGGUUCAUUGAACGCAUUCUAUAUUAUCUUGUGAAAACCCAGAAGCAACGAAAGGCGGCGCAUGAGAAUAAAAAGAAUGACGAGAGCGGUGUAGUUGUUGUCGCCGCCGCCAGUCAGCCUUUCGUCGGCCCGAUCGCCGACACUACCUUGACUGUCUCAAUCUUGUCCAUGACACCUCCUUCAGUUGAUGAUUCUCUCACUGUUCUGUCUCAUUUAUCUAUUCCAAAGCCUGUUGACUACAAAGGUAACCAGGAAAAAGCUUAG